Molecule: messenger RNA, 2235 nt
Organism: Lachancea fermentati
Lineage: Eukaryota; Fungi; Ascomycota; Saccharomycetes; Saccharomycetales; Saccharomycetaceae
Source: the annotation of a GenBank genome assembly
AUGGCGAGGAAAUCUAGGGCUAGUUUAUUGCCUACAAAUGUUAUUUUGCUGCAAAACUUGGUAAAGCGUGAUCCUGAGUCAUACCGAGAGGAGUUCCUCCAACAGUACUCUCACUACCAGUCUCUUAGGGAUAUUUUCAUGCUUAACUCGAUUGAUAGUGAGUCUAAUGAUGCGACUAGUACAGCACAGUUUACAGAACUUAUUGGAUUCGUGAGUCAAGUCUGCUCGUGUUUUCCUGAAGAAACUGCCAACUUUCCCAACGAAUUGAAGCAGCUCAUCUUGGAUCAUCACAGGACGCUUCCGUUCGAAGUUCGUGAGAAAAUUGUUGCUAGUUUGACGAUGCUUAGAAAUAAGGGUGUUAUUGGAGCCGAGACACUGAUCCAAACUAUGUUUCCUCUUCUGAUUGCGUACUCCACACAGACCAACGCGAUGGGCGCCAAUUCUCAUGCAAAAGAGCUAAGGAAGGUCAUCUACAACACUGUUGUUGCGCUGCUGAAAAGCUGCAACACUGGCUCAAAGAAUCAAAAGUUGAAUAAAUCUACGCAGGCUAUCUGCUUCAACCUGUUAGAACAACCUGACUCGCAAGGUGUAUGGGCCACGAGACUAACAAGAGAGCUGUGGAGAAGAGGUAUCUGGGAUGACUCGAGAGCAGUGGAAAUCAUGACACAAGCGUCGCUACACGACGACGUGAAGAUUGCAUACUCUGGUGUGCUUUUUUUCUUGGGUGCUGAUCGUGAACGUGAAGAAAACUUCGAAGACGAUUCAGACGAUGAGGAUGGAUUCGACAUGAGUGCAUUGAGAAGAAAGAUGCAAGUCAACAAAAAGACUGGUAAGCGUGGUAAGAAGCUAGAAAACGCUGUAAAGGUGAUGAAGAAGAAGAACGCAAAUGCUAAGAACCCUCAAGGAUACUUAAACUUUAGUGCCAUUCAUCUGCUGCGAGACCCUCAAGGGUUCGCCGAAAAGCUAUUUAACAAGCACCUUUCCGGCAAGAGCAGCAACAAAUUUAACCUUGAGCAAAAGAUUGCUUUUAUGCAACUAUUAUCGAGGCUUAUUGGUACGCACAAACUUAUGGUUUUGGGCAUUUACAGUUAUUUCUUGAAAUAUCUGACCCCCAAGCAACAUGACGUUACGCGUAUAAUGGCUGCUGCUGCACAAGCGUCUCAUGAUUUGGUCCCUCCCGAGACCGUUCUUAUUAUGGUUCGCAAGAUCGCAGACGAGUUUGUUUCGGACGGUGUGUCAUCGGAAGUUGCAUCUGCUGGUUUAAACACCAUCCGUGAAAUCUGCUCGCGUCAACCGCUAGCAAUGGACGAAGCAUUGUUGCAAGAUUUGACUGAGUACAAGGGCUCAAAGGCCAAAGCAGUCAGUAUGGCCGCCAAGUCUUUGGUGACUUUGUACCGUGAGGUGGACCCAGAGAUGUUGAAACGCAAGGACCGGGGUAAGGUGGCAUCCAUGGAAUUGCAAGAAGCACGUCGUGACGGUAAAGAUAUCAAGAAACGUCAAUUCGGUGUUGAGCAAACAGUAGAAGGUAUUCAAGGUAUCGAGCUUCUUGCACAAUGGAAGAAGUCGAACGAAGCAGAGGGUGCAGAAAAUGACGAAGAAAACGACGACAACUGGGUUGUCGCCGAGAACAGUGAAGAUGAGGAUUCUGACGACGGCGAAUGGGUUACAAUGCAAAGCGACCAGGAGUACGACGUGGACAUGGGCGACAGUGACGACAGCGACAACAGCGACAACAGCGACGAUGAAAAGGAAGACAGCAAGAAAGAUGGAGUCGCGGAAAGCGCAGAAGGCGCAGCCGAGGACGCGGUCAAGACUGAGAAGAUUGAUGCCGAGACUGCGUUCCGUGAGCUGGCUGCUACGCGUGUGCUCACACCUGCCGAUUUCGCCAAGUUGCAAGAGCUGCGCAAUGAGCAAGGUGUUGCACGCCUCAUGGGUGCAAGGAACGAAGAAACAGUCGAUUCCGACGCACUUGUGGGUCCAGUAAAGCGCAAGAACACAAAGGAGGAAAGAUUACAGAGUGUGCUUGAGGGCCGUGAGGGCCGUGAAAAGCAUGGUAGUCGUAGAGGCAAGCGGGAAAACGCACAUUCCACCACUAACCGCGAAAAGCAGCGUAAAAAGAACUUUGUCAUGAUGGUCCACAAGAGGUCCGUGCAGGGCAAACAAAAGAUGUCGCUACGCGACCGCCAAAAGCUGCUGCGGGCUCACAUCACCAAACAGAAAAAGAGAGGUUUUUAA